Messenger RNA from Perca flavescens (yellow perch), 773 nucleotides. RefSeq lists its product as uncharacterized. Bases 15 to 773 code for a protein of 252 amino acids. The record is from RefSeq and is a predicted model, not a curated record. Lineage: Eukaryota; Metazoa; Chordata; Actinopteri; Perciformes; Percidae. The transcript is spliced from 6 exons.
UCUUUGUCUUUACUAUGGAAAAUCCUACUUUCAGAAGGGCCCCUAACGGGACCCUUCUGCUGAAGGCUUCGGCCGAGGCCGAGGCAACCCGGACCCGGCCGCCUGGCAGCCAGGCCCCCUACAGGGCCAAGAAGUCAGAGGAGGUGGAUGCGGAGGCCUGGGCCCACGUCAACUCCGAGGGUGGCGACACCACAAACGCCACCCUCAUCCUGAGCCGGUGGAAGGUCCAGUUUGGGAAAUACCAGGGGAAGACCUUCCACUGGCUGCUGGAGAAUGACGUGGGCUACAGCGUCAAUCUGGUGGCCUCCCACCAGAAGGAGCGAGAGAGGACAGGGUCUCAGUCCCCGCUGAUGGCCAACAAGGAUGCUUUCACCCGCUACUCCUCGGCGUACCCUGACUUUGCGGAGGCAGUCAGGUUCCAGCGGGCGUUCGAGGAGGCGCGGGUGAAGUCCCUCCAGCCCAGGCAGGAGGGACAGGCACUUGUUGGCUUCGGGGACUUUAAAUUUGAGACCCUGCAGAGCCUGUACGAGUCUGAGGACUCCAAAAAGAUCCGAUUUGUCAACUACCUCCGGAGGAAGAUGCCAGCUCCCGGCACGCAGAUGGAGAACGCCACCUCUUGGUUCUGCGCUUGCGGCCUUUGUCUCAGGGCGGCGUUCUCUGUCUGCGCCUCUUCCUUCCGGCCCUUCAGACCAGCUCUUCCCUCCACUUCCACCCAGGAGCCCUCCGAUGAAGAGCUGGUGAAGGCGGUAGUUGACUCGGAGAAGUGUAAGUAA